AUGGCCAGACCCUCCACCAACACGACGCAGCGUCUCAUCCGCGAGCUGAAAGAUUACUCCAAGAACCCCAACGAGGCCCUUCUCCACCUCGGCCCCGUCGAUGACGAAGAUCUUCUCCGCUGGGAAGCCGUGCUAAAGGGCGUCAACGGGACACCCUAUGAAGGUGGCCUGUGGCAUCUUCGAAUCGCAAUCCCACCAAAUUAUCCCCUUGCACCACCGACCAUCCACUUCACCACGCGGAUAUCUCAUCCAAACAUCUCUUUUACGACGGGGGAGAUCUGUCUGACCCUCUUGACGACUGAGCACUGGAGUCCGGUCUACACGCUCUCCUCCACACUGACUGCGAUUCACCAGCUUUUGACUGAUCCACAGCCUGACUCGCCGUUGAAUGUGGAUGUGGCGGCGCUGCUUCGCGACGGCGAUUUGCCGGCAUGGGAGAGUGUAGUGCGAUACUGGACGGGGGAGGAAAGGUGGCAGGGUGGCGCGUUGACAGGACGGUGA
Molecule: messenger RNA, 501 nt
Organism: Penicillium oxalicum
Lineage: Eukaryota; Fungi; Ascomycota; Eurotiomycetes; Eurotiales; Aspergillaceae
Gene: pex4
Product: putative ubiquitin conjugating enzyme (UbcJ)
Exons: 2
Coding region: 1-501 (166 amino acids)
Source: RefSeq, a predicted model, not a curated record